AUGUCAAGUGCUGUCGGAAGGGGGAAUAGAGGAAAGCCAACAACAGGUACACAAAACUGAGAUUAUCAUUAUUCGUUUUGUUUAUUAAAGAUGCGAACAAUGUAAGCCUUGGUGGAAACGGUGUUCAUCUUCAGUAUGCUGCGCCUAUUGUUCAGCAACCUGGUAUCCCUACAGAAGCUACAAUGCAGCACAGCUAUCAACACCAGCAGCAGUAUGCAAAUAUAUUUCUGCUUCGCUCUUAUUCUUGUUGUUUUCAAGGUACCCGAUGAUAGUUCAAUCAGCUCCUCAGGGACAAGUUCACCAGCAGUAUGGAGGAAUUUAUGUUCAGCAGCCACAAAUGGCUUACACUACUAGGCAAGCACCUUUGUGCGUUGUUUUAGUGUGAUCUUUCCUAUUCGACACUUUUAGCUAUGGUUAUCCUGGACAACAAGAAAUUUCAAUGGGCUACGAUCCAAUGGUCGCAACACAAAUGUAUCCGACAGGAACGCCUAUUUACCCGGUAAUUUAUUCAAUUUUUCUUUCAAUUUCAUGUAAAAAUGAGUCUUCAGAUGCCGAACCAGGCUCGCCAGCCGCCUCCUGCAGCGAACAAAGGACGAGAGAGAAAAAUUCUAACAAUCACCGAUCCAAAAACUAAUACCCAAAUUGACAUCAAAGGGGAGGCGAAACAUGAAGGUUGUUAGUAUUUUUUAGACACCUUAUAUUUCAUUUGAGCAAUACUAUAUCGUCAAUUUUUUCUAGCUAACACUUCGGUUGUCAAUGGCCAAACUCCACCGAAAACAGACUUGGAAGAAAAAGCCCAACAAGGUCGUUUAUACUCGACAAAAUCAGAAGGCGAACCAGAAACACACAUACGGAAGGAGUUCACACAACAAGUGAUACAGAAAAUUAACGAAGAAGAUCGUCAGUAGUUUUUUUUUUUAUGAUUGAAUGAGAAAUAAGUUUUAGCGAAAGCUGUUCGAUCAAGAACACAAUCGAGAUCGGACGCUUCUUUUUCUAUAGCAGCGCCAAUUGCUGCUUUCAACCAUGAAGUUGUCCCAGAACCUGCUGAGUACCAACAUCCAGUUAUUCAACCUAUUCCUCAGGUUUUUCUUGUCAUGUUUCUUAGAUACUUCUCUGAAAAUUUCUAAUCAUGCGCUAAUUUUUUAAAAUUAGGUUGUAAUUUUUCCAGAGAACUCCGGAAAGAGAAACGAGCGAAACUCCAGCUACUACUAAGCCUGUACCCGAGUCUGAAAUUCUGGCACUUGCAGCAAAGCUGAGCGCUGCUCAACUCGAAUCGUACGUUUUUGAUUGUUUCUGGCGGCUUGAAAUUUGGAGUUUGCAACAUGCACCGGCUGAAUCCCACUUCAGCCUAUUGCGCGCGAAAAAAAAAUUUGAAAAUGUAUUGCCGCACUUUUCGGGGGGAAAGACGCACCCCGGGGUGGGAUCCUGCCGACGUAUGGUUUGCAAGCUCUUUUUCGCAGAUAUUCGAAUACACAGCACAAUAUCUUUUGAAAAUAUGAAGUUUUAUAAAAGUGGUUAUUUAUUCAUCACCUCAUUUUUUUCAGUUUAAUUCUUUUUAGAGCCCACGCUUUGGCGCCAGUAAAGUCGUCAUCAGUACCUCCGGUAGAUGUUCCCUCGACAGCUGAAGAGCCUAUUGAAGAAGAAACUUUCAAGAAGGAAGAUUCUUUGGAAGAAACAGAACGAGAAGAAGACAUUCUGUCCGAUUCGGGAUCUCAAAUUAAGGAUGAGCCUGAACUGAGCAAAGAGCCAGAGGUAUUUUCGUUCAUAUAAAAUUUAUUAUAUGCAAAGUUUAGGACGAGGCAGAAAAACUAAUGAUUCGCGAAAAAGAGUUGGACUCACAAGUUGAAGAACUUUUGAAAUCACCUGAAGAAGUUGAUGUCGCUGCUAACUUCUACGGUCGUAGCUUCCUUGUCACCCUGCGUACAAUUGAAAAAGUUAUUUAAAAAUCAGUUGUUUGCUCUAACAUAAAUGUUUAUAGGAACUCAAAAGAACGCCUUGUCCACUGAGCGUCGAACAAUUGAAUGGGUUUGGAUUGGACAUAAACGCGAUGCCGAAGACAGGAGAAAAGAAGACCGCAAACUUCAACCCUUCCUGGAACACUGGAAACAAGCCUCGAGCGCAACAGGUUAGUUUUUUUUUUCUGUUAAUAGCAUUAUUUAUAAAAAAUAUUUAUUUUUUCGAAUUAGUUUUAUUGAACUUUUGAAUCCGAUUUGAGAUAGUGAGGAGUUUUUUUUUUCUUUUUAAAUUCCCAUGUGCGCACUAUUCAGAAUAGUAAUUAGAAAGAAUAAAUUAAAUUACAACGCAACCGGUUUUUCUCUUGGAAAGCCCACUAUUAAGAAGAAAUGCUUUCAGAUAGUAAUAAUAGUUUAGGUUUUUUUAAAGUGAGUUCACAUGAUUUUUUUUUAUAGCUUUUGAUUAUUGCUUAAAUUUUGGUUUUCAUGGUUGAGGUGGAAUUGUUAAUAAUUUCAAAAUUCAAAGUCAUACAUUCAACUGGUUAACAAAAAAACAAAUCUCUGUUCCAUAGUUUUUUUUUUAAAAUUCUGUUUUAGCCGUACCGUGGCCGUGUCACCACCGACGGAUCUGGACGUGGAGGAAGAACGGAACGAGGAGGUCACAUGAAGAGGCCACCAGGUCCACGUCCAUCGAUCGACCGCGUUAUCGAUAGACCCAAGUUGGCGACUUCUAAGAAUGCGUGGAAGCCUGACAGGCUGAAAAACGAAGAACUUCCAGAAGAAGUUGCCAAGGCUAAAGUAAUAAUUAAAGUUGACUUUUUCGUUGAACUCAAACUUUUUUUUUCAAGGAACUUUGCAAGAAAAUCCGGUCGCUGAUGAACAAAAUCACUCCGACCACCAAGGAUGAACUUACUAAGGAGUUUAUCUCGCUGAAUGUUUCCGCAAACGAAGAUACGCUGAAAAUGGUUUUUUUUUCAGGAUUUGGUGUAAUUUGCGGUUGGUUUUCAGAUUGUUGAAAUCAUCUUCGACAAAGCUAUCGAAGAGCCCAAGUUCUGUAGUUUGUACGCCGAAGUCUGUAAGCAACAGGUAAAUUUGAUUCAAUCGGCCAUUUUUAAACGUCUUUCACAAAUGAUAUUACAAACUUCAAAAAUUGCUCUUAUCGUUAGAACAGACUUGAAAGAAAGUUUUUUUUGUGUGUUCAGGUGGACCAUGAGUUAAAAAUCAACAACAAGCAGUCGCCUUUCCGUAAUCGAAUUCUGACACGAGCGCAGGAAACUUUCUACACGAAGACUCAAGAGAAGGAGGAAAAGGUAAAACAUAGAAUACUAGUUGAAUCUAAAGUUUGAUUCCGUUUAGCUCGAGAAAAUCGAGGCAGAGACUGAUAUUGCCAAGAAAACCGAGCUUCAAAUCUCUUUGAUUGAGGACGAGGCCAAGUUCAGAAGGAGAAAGUUUGGAAACAUCACGUGAGUUUUGAAAAAAAAGUGUUUUUGAUUUUUAUUGGGUCUUCAAAAGGGGUUUAAGCAAUUCUCAGAACUCUUCAAAAACGAAAAAAAAGAACCAUAAGAAGGUCUCAUUAGGCUUUAUCUUACGCCUAGAAAACUAUGAAUUGUUCAACGUUUAGCAAUUACAUCGAAAUUUUUAGGUACAUUGGACAUUUGUUCCGGUUCACCCUGCUUUCUCCAAAAAUCAUCACCGCUUGUCUCUUUGAUCUGCUUAAGAACGUCAUGGCCCCUCUUCCAGAGCAAUCUUUUGAAGAGGUUUUAUUCAAAAAUAGAAUAUUUUAUUUGAUUUUCCUCAGGACUCUGUUCACUGUGCUCUAUCAUUGAUUGAAACAGUUGGCCCGAUUCUCGAUGCCAUGAAAGACAGCCCGAAGUUUUUGGACAGUUGGUUCGAUGUACUCGAACGUUCCAAAUCCAUUUGCUCUAAUAAAAUUCGGUAACUUUGCCUUUUUAGAUACAUUCAUUGAAAGACCGAUUUGCAGGUUCAUGAUCAUGAAUCUGGCCGAAUUAAGAAAAGCGAAGUGGGUCCACCGCAAAUCUGUGGAAACUGGUCCUAAGAAGAUUACGGAUAUUCAUAAAGAUGCCAAGCAAGAACAAACGGAUGCCGUCAAAGAGCGAGAUAAUGUUUGUCGGAUAAAAUCGUGGUUUUGAGUUGUAAAAGGGUCCAGAAACAUUAUGAGGAAAAUUUUGUACGUUUUUUUAUUUUAAGAUUGAUCAAAGCUUUUAAGUUUAACCUUGUAAAAUAGCUAAUUUGUAAUUUUAUGCAUAUUGAAAGAAGACGAAAAAAAUUAAGGCGAUACUUUUUAAAAAGUUUUUUUAUUUUAGUUUUUUUGAAAACAUCCAGUUGUACAUUUCCACUUAUACUCGAUCGUUUCAUUUCUGAAAAAAAAAAUUUAAUUCAUAGUUUCGAUAUAUCUGCAAAAUAAUCGUGUUCAAUGAGUUUAUUUCAGUACGACCGACGUCACAACCUCCGACCGUCUAGCAAUUCGCUCAGAAAGAAUCCCCCAGUUGGCAGAAGUUCUUUGGAUAAUCGCCAAGGCUCUUCCUAUCGCACCUCACAACCGACUGAGCAAAGACGAGCAAAUGCAGCCGCCAACACGAAAUACGUUUCGACUGGUGUCCAGCCCAAGAAGGUCUCGCUCGCCGACUUCGGCGGUGAUGGCAAACUUGGCGUUUCUCAACGGAAAUGGCACUCGGGGGCGACUGGAGGUGGCAUGACCGCCAACUCUCAAGAUUCGGCGCAACCCAAGGCGAACGCUUGGGGCCGACGCGAAGGCAGCAAUCCACGAAAAGUAUUUAGCGUUUUAUGAAAGAAAAUCACAGUUUUUUUAGGCUUCGGGUGUUGAUGAACGCCAGCAAGCUCUUGCCGCUGCCAAAGAAAUUGCUGCUGGAACGCUCGCCUCUCGUCGUUCUACUUCUCAGGUUGAAACAGGAUUCUAUAUUCGAAAAGUACACUUUUCACGAUAUCUUUAAUACGUAAAGAAGAGAUUUCAAACUUCCGUUUUGUUCGCGCUCUAAUGAUAUUUUCAGCAAGCUAGUAAUCCGCUUUUUUUUCAGUUUUUUUUUUGUGAAACUUCGAAAUUUAAAAAAAAAAGAAUGGUUUUUUACUGGUCAUAUUUCAGACUUCUGUAGCUACUGACAUCGAUGAAGCAGCCGACUCUCAAGCGGCUGAAGAACAACGCGAGCUGCAUCGCAAAAUCAUGAACACUGUGAAAUCGGAUAUCGGAGAGUUGUGCAGUGGCGACCUGAAGUUGACGGAGGUAAAAAAAAACUUAUUUGGGCUUCCAAAAAGCUGUGCAGCCUUUUUUUUUACCUGAGCUAGUUUUUGCAAAAUGGAUUCAUAGUUGUAGUCAAAUUGGUCGUGUUUUAAUCCAACUUCCAACAGAUGUCCGACGGACUCCUCGGAAUGGUUGGACAGCAGAAGUAUGGAGCUCCUUCUUUGGUGACCAUCUUCGAAUACGUCAUGAGAGCCGCCACUGAGAAGGCGCUGAAGCCAGAAGAGAAGAAGCAGCUGGGAUUUGUUGUUUGCGAAACGUUGCGCAAGGAGGAAGUCAAAAAGGACUUCAUCAUGGGGUUAGUCGUCCUAUUUAUUGUGAAAACUGAAACUUUCUCUUUUUCAGCGUUUCCAAUUUCUGUCGAGAUGCUGUUGAUGAAGGAGUCUCUUGCGAUUUCCCGAAUUUGUGGAAGAACACUGGAGAGGUAGCCAUAUUCAUGCAAAUUCAACUAAUAAAGUAAUGGUAAAAAAUUGACUAUUCAACGUCAACUAUUUUUUAUAUGAAUUUGGUAGUUGAUUCAUGAUUAAAACACGAAGAACCAGGGUAAAAAUUUUUAAUAAAUGUUUUAUAAACCGAAAAAAAGGUAAAGGGAAAAAAAUGUCAGAAAGUUCACUAGCGAUAUGAGAAAUCGGGAAAGCCGCCGUUCGAAAAUUCGCUACCUUUUUUUUCGUAUCUCACUAAUUGUAUUUUCAUUUUCAUUUUUUUUACAUCCAUUUCGUAAAUUUUAGUACUUGUGUGUGUGAGAAAUAAGAAAUUUUGAUUUAGAGAGAAUACAAUUUAUUUAAACAUUUUCGAGAGUUUCUUGAUUUGGUUAUGACCAAAGUAAGUUUGAAUUUUUUUUUUUACGAAGUUUCAUUUUUUUUUUUGUUGUUGAAUUUCUACAAGUGAUAGGUUCUUAAAUCUUGUAGACUUAACUGUUAAUUGAAUGAAUUCUCUUUCUCGCGGAAAAAAAGCAUUAAUUUUCCAGGUGUUGGUGUACGUGAUGCACUGUCCACAUGAUGUCGUCGAGGGAGCCUUGAGAACCAACAUCAACGACUUUUCCGAUUCGUUUGUGGCCGCCACAAGCGAUAUCGGCGACAAAGGCUAUCAGCUCAUCGUCACCGUGCUCAAGAAACUGGUAUUUGACGGUCCACUUAAAGAAAAACAACUUUUAUGUCAUAGGCUGAAGCGGAAGUCGAAGAAAAAGUUGCUGCCGGCCAAGAGGUGACCGUCGCCGAAGGAAUGGCCUGGGAAUUCGCUGAAUUGGCGUUCCUGAGCCGGAUCGACCGCGAAAAACUCAACGUUGCACUAGCGGAAUGCGAACCCAAUGUCCCUGGCUCCAAGUCUUUACUAGAGCUUCUGACCGCUCAUUGA
This is a messenger RNA of Caenorhabditis auriculariae, 6579 nucleotides long. The record is from the annotation of a GenBank genome assembly. NCBI's taxonomy places the organism in Eukaryota, Metazoa, Nematoda, Chromadorea, Rhabditida, Rhabditidae.